Molecule: messenger RNA, 782 nt
Organism: Camellia sinensis
Lineage: Eukaryota; Viridiplantae; Streptophyta; Magnoliopsida; Ericales; Theaceae
Source: RefSeq, a predicted model, not a curated record
ACCAAGUCUUGUUGUUAAAGCUUUAGAAAAAAGAAACGAUAUGGUGAUGAAGAAGACGAUGGGUGGGUCAGUGUGUGCGUUAGAGUGGGUGAUUGUAAUUUUGGCAUUGAUUGCAAGCUCUGUGACUGUGAAUGCAACAAUUACUUGCCCAGAUGCGAUACUGAAAAUACUUCCAUGCGAACCAUACCUGUCGGGCAUCGGUGACGUCUCUGUGCCGUGCUGUCAGGGAGCUCAAAACUUGAACCAGAUGGCUAAUUCUACAGCAGAUCGCCGGGCUGUUUGUGCGUGUUUUAAGCAAGUUGGACCUUCUUUAGGGGUUAACGUUGAUAGAGCUAAGAAACUUCCCGAUCUUUGCAAAAUUGAUCUUCGCGGAAUAACCAUUGACUUUACUAUUGAUUGCAACACAAUUCCAGUUUAAUGGAUGGGUGAGGAAGGAUGCAUAUGACACGGACAAACCUUGGCCAGCGACAACAAAGAUAACGCUUAGUUGUUAUGCUUUAAUUAGGCCAAUUUGAAAUUUCUUUGUAUGGACAAUUAUAAUAUGAAUAAAUUUGUUAUCUUUUCUGGAGAUUUCCUUCCCUUCAUUUUUCCUUUUUCCUUGCCAACAUUUGCGCCAAAGAAAUUGCGGUACCAUUGUGUAGAGGAAAAACUUCUCCACAGAUUAGUUGAUACAACAUACCUUUCAAUGUUGGAUUCGGAAAAUUCUGGUUCAGAUACAUAGUUUCUUGGAAUGCUUGCGGUUCGGAUACACACCAAUUUACCAAUGGGAUACAUAUCAUUGG